Messenger RNA from Chlorella variabilis, 516 nucleotides. RefSeq lists its product as hypothetical. The transcript has 5 exons. Gene Ontology annotation, molecular function: protein tyrosine/serine/threonine phosphatase activity; MAP kinase phosphatase activity. Lineage: Eukaryota; Viridiplantae; Chlorophyta; Trebouxiophyceae; Chlorellales; Chlorellaceae. Gene Ontology annotation, biological process: auxin-activated signaling pathway; abscisic acid-activated signaling pathway; negative regulation of MAP kinase activity. The annotation marks the transcript as partial. The record is from RefSeq and is a predicted model, not a curated record. Gene Ontology annotation, cellular component: nucleus.
CAGAAGCGUGAAAGGGAGGAGCCAUGUGAUGUGUGUGGCCACUACCACGACUACUACGGCGGCGAGCCCUGCGCCAUCUGCGGCCACCGCCUGGAGAUGCCGGCGGGGUGCGCCGCGGGCGCUGCGCCUCUGCCCGCCGUCAAGCCGCCCAGCGCUUUCCCUUCCGAGAUCGUGCCCGGCUUCCUCUUCCUGGGCAGCUACGACCACGCCUCGCGCCACGAAAUCCUCAAGACGCUGGGCAUAGGCAACAUCCUGAACACGGUGCCCAGCUGCCAGGCGCUGUACAAGAACUCCUUCACCUACCACACAGUGUCCGCCAGCCCGCCGCCACUGGACGAGUGCUACUGCUUCCUAGACGAGGUGCAGCGGCAGGGCGGCAAGGUGCUGGUGCACUGCAUGAGCGGGCUGUCUCGCUCCGCGGUGGUGGUCAUCUAUUACCUCAUGCGGCGCAACACCUGGCGCCUCAGCGAGGCCUACCACUGGGUCAAGGACCGGCGGCCGCAGAUAGCCAUCACA